CAGCCAUUUUGUCCGGAGCUGCUGCUCUUCACAAACCGGAAUAAACCGAAGGCGAGUGGAGGAACUCCGUUGGAGGGGGCUGAUAAAACACACACUCCCCGCCGGAAUUUCUCCACCUAUCGAUCCAGGACGGGGAAAAAAAAAAACCCACAUUUUCCCCCCUACAGCUGGAUUAAAUGGACUUCCUUUCACAGAUCCAGGUUGGACAUUAGGUUUGAUCAGCUGUCCGAGAGCUAAUGUUAAGAUCCUUCAGGUUUCCUUUUAGAAAACUCAACACGGAGCUCCAGCACUUUCAUUUCUGAGCCUGGUGUUUUCUCUGCAGCUUUAUGUGUCAUUCAUGUUAGCGAUAGCCUAGUGGCUAGCGAGAGAGUGAACUAGCAAGAACAGUUUUAAAGCUGAGAGUAACUAACCUGUUAACUAGCUAAACUAACUAGUUGCAUUCCGCCAUUAUCACUGUAGCGGAGUAAUAACUUGGUUUAGUUAAAGGAUCUCUUUGCAUUCCUUUGGUCAGGAAGCGACUCGUUAGCUCAGUAAAUGCUCGCAGGUACACGCCGAGUCUUUUAAUAUUAUUUGGACUAAAAAAAAGGACAGACUUGUUUAACCAGUUUUUUUUUGGGGUACGUGGCAUUUUCCUCCCAAUCUCUCUCUCUCUCUCUCUCUCUCUUUUCCUGACCUGGCUGGACGGAUAGCUAGCUAUGUCCUUUUGCAAUCUUCCUAUAUGCUCAGAUUUCACCAUUAGGUCCUGUACUCGGUCUGAACGCUGUUAUGGUUAUAUUAGCUAACAUCAGCUCAGUCAAUCAGUUCAUCCGGGUGUAACAUUGGCACUUGGGAUAAGAUUUGUACUAGAUAGGUAGCUAGAUUUCUUUCUUUUUUAUAUAUAUACAUAUAACGAUUAUUAAAAAACCAAAUCAAGGGUGAUUGGUUUAUUAUUUAGCUAGCGAUCUUUUCAAAGUAAAGCAUUAAAUAAGCAGUCACUUUACUGACUCGAGGUUUUGCUAAAUCCGCUCAUAUUAGUGAGCUAUCUGGGUUUGUGGGGUUUUUUUUCUUCUUCCUUUCCUUUUCUUUUUGGAGAGAAACUCGUCCAGCUGAUCAGUAGUCAGUGUUGAGGUGAAACAUGUCGGGACAGAGCAUCACUGACCGCAUCGCAGCGGCGCAGCACAGCAUGACCGGCUCCAGCAUCAGCAAAGCGGUGUGUAAGGCCACGACUCAUGAAGUGAGCGGCCCCAAGAAGAAGCAUCUGGAUUACCUGAUCCACUGCACCAAUGAGAUGAAUGUGAACGUGCCCCAGCUGGCUGACACUCUGUUCGAGCGGACAGCCAACAGCAGCUGGGUGGUGGUUUUCAAAGCCCUCAUUACCACACACCACCUAAUGAUGUACGGCAAUGAGCGCUUCAUUCAGUACCUGGCCUCGAGAAACACGCUCUUCAACCUGAACAAUUUCCUCGAUAAAGGUGCAUUGCAAGGCUACGACAUGUCCACCUUUAUCAGGCGCUACAGUCGCUAUCUGAAUGAGAAGGCUCUGUCCUAUCGGCUCGUAGCUGUCGACUUCACCAAGAUGAAAAGAGGUAUUGAUGGAGUGAUGCGCACCAUGAAUACAGAGAAGCUGAUCAAAACUCUGCCCAUUAUUCAGAACCAGCUGGACGCUCUGCUCGACUUUCAGGCCAACCCUAAUGAGCUCACCAACGGUGUGAUCAAUGCUGCCUUCAUGCUGCUCUUUAAAGACUCCAUCCGUCUAUUUGCCGCCUACAAUGAGGGGGUCAUCAACCUGCUGGAAAAAUAUUUUGAUAUGAAGAAGAACCAGUGCAAAGACGCCUUGGACAUCUACAAAAAGUUCCUGUACAGGAUGACCAAACUGUCAGAGUUUCUCAAAGUAGCAGAGCAAGUUGGGAUUGAUCAGGGUGACAUCCCAGAUCUCACUCAGGCUCCCAGCAGUCUGCUGGAGGCUUUGGAGCAGCACCUGGCCUCUCUGGAGGGCAAGAAGACUAAAGAGUUCUCAGCAGACAGCAGAGCCACGACUCUCUCCAGCGCUGUGUCGUCCCUCUCCAACACAGGCAUGUCCUUCACUCGUGUGGAUGAGAAGGAGAAACAGCAGGCCCUAGAGGAGGAGCAGGCCAGACUGCAGGCUCUCAAGGUGGGCUACAACUUUGCUGACCAGCGGCUGAAAGAGAUUAGCAUGCAGACUCCCUCUGUAUCCCCUGCUACUCAGUCUGCAAGCAGUGCCAACAACCAUAGUGCAGCAGUGGAUCUGUUCUCCAACCAUAACACCACCCCUGCCCCCAUCACCAACAGCGUGCCAAACCUCACCAGCGACCUGUUUGACCUCCAGCCAGCUUUCAUCCCUGCCGUGCAGAGCACUCCAUCCAUAUCCACAGCCAGCAGUGCCUGGGGAGGUCUAGAGAGUGGCGCUCCCCAGCAGGCUGCUCAUAUUUCCACCAUGAAUGUAGAUUUUGACGCAGUGUUUGGAUCUCAAGGUGCCAAUAAAGAUGUGAAGCCAGCAGCUGGGUUCGAUUCUCUAGGAGACUUAUUGAAGCCCACUUUACCAGCUCACAGUCAGGCUCCCAUGAUGCCCCCACACACGGGAGGCAAGCUGCUGGCCAAUGACCUCGAUUCCUCCUUGGCCAACCUCGUGGGCAAUCUGCAGUUCAGUGGAUCAUCAGUUAAAAAACCGGACAUGCAGUGGACACAGCCUGGGGAGAAGAAGAUGACCGGCGGCACUAACUGGCAGUCCAAAACUAUGAGCAGCACGACUGCCUGGAGUCCUGCCCCCAUGCCACCUGCUCCCAUGCCUGUGCCCCACAUGCAGGCUCCGGCUCCCAUGGCCUUCCCCAUGACCACACCUCAAGUGCCUGUGUAUGGAAUGGUCCCUCCUCAGAUGGGUCAGAUGGGAGGGGUUCCAGUGAUGACACCACAGCCCAUGAUGUACCAGCCUGUCAUCAGAUCCACCAACCCAUUUGCUCCAGUUCCUGGAGCUCAGAUGCAGUUUAUGUAGUAGCGUUGUGUAGCGGCGUGCCAAACAGGACGGCAGAAUGACCCACAGAGCAAAUCGAGCAAGAGAGGAGACAAAGACACCACCCACCAUCGAAUUCAGGGAGCUGGAGGAGGAGUGAUGAAGCAUGUGAAGAGAGAGAGAGAGAAAAUGCAGAAAGGAGGAGUACAGGAGACGCAAGAACAUUUUUAUUGCCAAGACUCUUCACAUUAAUAUCUGACAUGCCUCUCUCUCUCUCUCUCUCUCUCUCUCUCCCUCUCUCUCUCUCUCUCUCUCUUUCUCUCUCUCUCUCUGACACACACACACCAUAACAGGGUAUCAGAUCAGCCUGUUACACUUUUUUUGGUUGUUUUUAUUGUUAAUGGCUCGUCAGUGUUUUAUACAUCACAGGUUCAUUUGAUCAUGUCCUGAGGAUUGUGUUUUAGUGAAACAUUGUUUUCUAAAUCCCAUUUCAUGUCUGGAGUGACGACAUUGCUUUGCUAUGUUCCUAAGAUGGCCCUGAGCACUGUGUUCGGGUUCGAGCUGGGUGUGGAGGCACGGGCAGGCCGCAAUUCUCCACCCAGGCUAGUCCUGUCUGGUUAGUCGCGUUCUCACAGCAUUACACACGUCACUGCUUCUCUCAGAUGAAUCACCGUAGAGCUCUUUGCUUUCAAUUCCGUUGAGAAGAGAGCCAAAUUUGUUUAUAAUCUCUAGUAAAUUGUGAUGUUUGCCAUUUCCAAGCACUUUAACUUUGUGUGUAUGGUUUGUUAAUGGAUUGUAUUCAUUCACUGAGCUGGUCUCUGCAUGUUUGGAUGCAUUUUCACUAAUUCAGACACCAGAGUUCUUCUUCUUGUUCUUCUUCUUUAGUGAACUUGUUGGUGGCAGCCUCACUUUUGGGUCGACCUUAAACCGUCCAGCAAUCUGUCCUUCCUGUGUGUUGGAAGAUAAAUAUAUUAGACAGCCAUAUUGGUGCUCCCACACUCAGGCCCCUGUGCUUUGAUUUGGAUGCAUUUAAUUCCUCCUGCCACUUCAUUAAAAAAAAAUUGUAGUUCCUCUGCUUGAUCCUCUGACUAAUACGUGUGUAUUGUAGUCUAACGAGUACUACCCCACCCAUGCAAAUGAUGGAACAGAGAGUCAGUUCGAUUAGACCUCUUUUUAUCUAAGCACUUACACGACACCUGUUCUAUCUGUUUUUAUAUAUUCCUGUAAACAGGGUCUUAGCUUCAUGUGUAUACUGAUAUUAGAAAAGCUCUUUUCAAAGAUCAUUGAUAAGCCUUUGUUUUAUGACACAGGGCUGUAAAAGUUUGAUAUCAGUAUUUGAGUAAUUUAGAAUAUUUUUCAAACAUAAGGUAACACUUUCUUUUUAGCCAAGAGUAAUAAUAAAAAUGGUGCACAUACACUUGCAAAUAUGUGUGUGGCAGCCUGGGAAAAUAUUCCCAUGGUGAACUUUUGACCUUUUCUACUACUACUGUAGAGAGCUACAGGUUUUCCUGAACUGAAAUAUAUUUCUCUUCUCCUUCUAUAUAUAUAUAUAUAUAUAUAUAUAUAUAUAUAUCUCUCUCUCCAACCUAAAUUAAACUCCUAGCAUUUUCAAAUGUGGUUUCUCCCCCAGAAGUGAAAAAGGCAGAAAAUGACCUUUAAAGAUUUCAUUCGGACCGCGGCGCCAACGCGUGGCUGACAUUUUGACGGCCGCUAUCAGAUUCCAAACUGAAUUGAUUAGGCUUACGGCUGCUUUGCUACAGCAUGCGACUUUCCAACAACUUGAUCAAAUCAUGAGCCUGUUCAGUUUGUUAAACUGCCUCCUUAUUUAUUAUCUUUUCACCAGGAUAGCCAAGGCAGGUUUUGAUGAACCUUGUUUUAGUGGGAAUCAUUUUGUUCGAGAUGUCAAAGUUUGGGUAAAAAAACGUGACUCUUUUCAACCAAUAAUAUUGCGUCUUUCAGCUCCCGGAGGAAACGGAGGAAACAUGAAUGUGCAGCUUUCUCUAAAACACUUCAAGCUAGGAUUCUAAGCUGCCUAUAAACAUAUUUGUUUGAAUAUGAUCUGGCACGUUAUAUAGAUGCAGUAAGAACAGGACUCGUCACGUGACUUGUGCGUCAGAUAUUUCCGUCUGAUUUCUUUAAAUGGAAGCAGACGUGAUUAACAGCAUUCUGCAAUUAAAGCUGCCAAAUUAACAGUUGUGAUUUCAAUUUGCUGUGAGCAUAUGCUGUCUCUCUUACACCCCCUCCCACUUUCCAGGCACAUAGCCACGUUACAAUACUCUCUCUGGCUUUGAGGGAAGUGAAGAUCUGUGUGCCAAUAUUAUUCAAAGAAAUUAGUGCCUGCUGUUUAUUGCCAAGUUUUCUCUUCAUCUCUAAAACGAAUAUCUGCAAAGUGCGAGCGUUGUCAUGGAAGCGCUGGCAAAGAAUCGUUUCCAUGGAAGAGGCGGCUCAUGUCGGUUUGAAGGGCUUUGUUUUUGUCUCGUUCUAGUCACUGUGGUGAGCAUAAUGGCAUGUGGGGGUCAAACUCCGGCGCUAUUCUUUACUCUUCUGCCGCCUAGGUGAUAAUGCGAUCUGUUUUUUUAAUCAUCUUCUCUUUGCCUUGUUGGUCACUUCUCUGGGGGAAAGAGAGAGAAGGCGAGGCGACAGGAAGUCUCCAAGCUGCUUCCGUAUGAGCAGGGAAAUGUCAGUCAUGCGCUCAUCAGACACUCAUUGGCCGCAGGAACUUUCGUCAUGAUCUUCAGAUUGUUUCUUAAGGAGCAUUUUAAAUCCUUCUACAAUUGUACUAAAAUCUCUGAUUUGCGUCUCGUACCACUAACCCCGAGCCCUUGUGAGUUCUCUUUAUAGAAAGGGCUGAGCAGCUCUGCUUCUGGGGGUGGAGCGAAGUUCUGGGCCAGAAAAAUGUAAACAGAAGGCUGAAACAGAACAGUAGCAAUACCUAUAAAAGUGAGUGGCAGUUUUGCAAAUAGUAUGAAUAUUUCAGGGCCAGAAAUACACGAAUUGCAAACUGCUGCUUUAAGUUCUGGCGCGUGUUUUGGCAUUUUAUAAAGUCGCCUUGUGUUUUUGUAUCAGUCUGUUGUUCUCGGAGCAUUUUUCAGGCUCUAACUGCUCCUUUUCUAUCCGUUUGCAUGUUUUUAGCAGCCGUGUGUGUGUGUGCCGUGCCAUGAGGUUUUUGUGUGUCUUGCACUUCUGGUUUUUGUCAGGUGAAAGUAGCGAGAGCUCAGUGUUGUGUUGAUGUUUUUAUUAUUAUUAUUUUUCUUUUGUCAGAGUUAAAAGCAUGAUCUUCUCUGUAGUUUUGUUAACUUGUUUUUGUCAAAGGUGAGUAGAGAAUGGUUUAACGAGAGUCCUAAUGUGCCUGUCCUAUUAUAAAUCUGUCCUAAUGACCUUUUAACCCUUGUGUUCACUACUUGGCAGUGGAUGUACUGUUCAUGGCUCAUACUGACAGCUGAAAAGGGUCUCUGAAACGGAUGACCAAACAAUGGAUACGUCUUUUUUUUUUUUUUUUUUUGGUCAACAGUAAAGACACACUGAUACCUGGUGACGCUCGGGUAUGAGCGCUAAAUAAGACACGGAGUAAAAGAAAUGCACGUUAUGGCCAAAAGUAUGCAGACACUUGACCAUCAUACCCAUAUGUGCUUCUUCACCAGACAAGCACACAAUUGUCUAGAAUAUCUCUGAGCAGUAAGACUUUCCCUUCACCUGAGCCUGUUGUGAACACCUUUGGGAUGAAUUAGACCAGGUCUUCUCAAUGCCUGACCUCACUAAUUCGCUCGUCACUGAAUGUGCGUCAAAGCCUUUUUUAGCAUAAGAAUGAAGUACAUUACUGCAGCCAAGAGUGACCAACUCCAUAUUACUGCUCAUCAAGCACAUGUGUGUGAUAUGAUCAUGUGUCCACAUACUUCUGGUGUAGGAUCUUGGCAUAGCAGAUGCACCAGGUGUGGAAAAUGUUACAGCAUUGUUCCACUUUAGGAAGAAAAAAAAAAGGUAAUAUGGAUCAUUAUGACCAGACACAAGAGUUAAAACUGGUACCUGCUAUGAAUUAUUUACUAACUAUAUUGAAGUUAGUUACAAUGGGAACAUCUGGACAUGGUUUAGGGUUUGAACCAGAAUUUUAAUAUAUAGCAACUUUCUCAUACUUAAGCUUGUUUUCUUCUAGCAUAACAAUGUUACACAAAAUUCUCCUAGCCUAAGUCAGAUUUGGGGUGAGUAUAUAUAGCACUUAUUGCACUUCUGCUACUCUACUUCCCUCUAGUGGACGUUAUCAGAAUUGCAACACGUUUCUGUUGGGGUUUGAGAGAUCGUUGUAUGUUUCAUUUGAUGUGUAUAUUCAGGAAAUCUGUCUACUAAAAGCUUUGAAUCGUCUCUGACAUGAAGGCGUGAAGCUGAAGGUGUGUUCGAGUCGAACGAAAUGUGACAAACUCCCUUUUCCUCUUCAUCCUGUGUGUGCUAAGAGUGAGGCCUGUAGUUACAGCCACUGGCAGCUCUAGUUCAUCCAAACCUCCUGAGCACACAUUGUGAAGCCCAGCUUUCAACCUGACCUCAGUGCUAAAGCUAAAAAUACAGACAGGGGUGUUCUCCUGGUCAGAGUCUGACUCUGAAGUUGAUACAGGGCUCUUCUCACUUCAGCCAUCAGGACACCUUUUAAAGAGAACAUAAAAACCUGUGUUUUAAGUGGUGGUCAUUUUGUCAGACCUUAUGCACAUGCACGCUUUUUUUUGGGGGGGGACGGGGGGGGACUUUCUUUUGUUGCCGGACAUAGUCAUGUAUAUACACAUACUCUGCAUUUUGAACAUUUUAUCCCUUUUUAUUUUGCUUCUGAUCUUCUGUACUGGAGAUAAUUGCCUCAUAUAUAGAUAUAUAGAUAUAUAUAUAGAUAUAUACACACUGUCUCUGUGUAAGUGCCGGGGUGGAAGGCUUCAGAUUUUUAAUUCAUCGUCAUCGUCAUCAUUAUCAAUGCCAAAUGAGAGGAAGAGUGAGUGGAGGAAAAACCCAUUUGUACAUUUUUUUAUUUUUUUUUCCCCUAUUUAUUUAUGCAGAAUAUAAAGAUUUUAAUAUGCACGGUAAAUACAUAUAACAUGAAAUCAUGCAAGUUUUGGGUUUGUUUUUCAUUUUAUUUCAUUCUUUCAGUUUUUACCAAAUGAAAUAAAAGUCAUUUUCCUUUCCUAAA
Molecule: messenger RNA, 8108 nt
Organism: Hemibagrus wyckioides
Lineage: Eukaryota; Metazoa; Chordata; Actinopteri; Siluriformes; Bagridae
Product: phosphatidylinositol-binding clathrin assembly protein
Exons: 19
Coding region: 1115-2989 (624 amino acids)
Biological process (GO): synaptic vesicle budding from presynaptic endocytic zone membrane; clathrin-dependent endocytosis; clathrin coat assembly
Cellular component (GO): clathrin-coated pit; extrinsic component of presynaptic endocytic zone membrane; clathrin-coated vesicle
Molecular function (GO): 1-phosphatidylinositol binding; SNARE binding; clathrin heavy chain binding
Source: RefSeq, a predicted model, not a curated record